GCAAAGUGGACGAAUUUCGCUUGCAGGACCAGAUGACAGGCGGGCGAGUAUUUGUUCUUGUUUUCGAUACGUCGCAGACAAAAAAACAAAUUUUGAAACAGUGCUCCUCGGAGACAAUCACAGGGUGCCUCUGGGGGCCUAGAAGAAAGUUGGAAAUUCGAAUAAAAUAUUCGUUGCAACCGGUAGAAGUGCGAGGAUGUUGAUGGAUACAAAGUGUGACCUUCGGGCACAAGCCAGCUGUGGAAACAGUGAUGGCGUGCGCACAACUGAAAAUGGCUACAAAAAAAAAACACAGGUGAAAACAGCUACAAACGAAACGCCGCAUCUCCGCGGCUCGGGGAAAAAAAUCCACGCACCGAGCGCCUGCGCGAGUCCUUCUCUCGCCGCCGUCCCCGGAGGUACUCCUACGACAGACACGACGGCGAGCCCAACUGCUGGCGUCGUGGUACUUUCGCCAGUGAAAAGCGGAAAGAGCCUCAUGACCGUGCCCUUGGUGCCGUCUUCCGGGCACCCGCAGCCAUCCCCGCUUGGAAGCAAGACGAAGACGAGGAAAAAUUUCGUAGCGGCCGACGGAGCGCAAAACGAACUACCGGAAGCGGAAGACAUGUCCUCAUUCUCCUCCCCCGGCCUCUGGAGCGACCAGUUGUCUGGCCCGUCGGUCGCGGCCUACGGGGCAGAAGGAGACGUUGCGAUGCAGGUCGGGGCACCACCAAGUCCGGGAGGUCACGAAGGACAACGAGCGACACCACACGAGGACAAGGAAGAGGCCACGUUCGCAACAGCACACGACUUUUUAUACCAGGACAUCGAGCCCCGCAAGCGCGACUACGAGGAGGCCCACUUCUCAGCGCACCAUGUUGGAGGGACGAGAGGCGACGGCGUGAAAGCAAAGCUCGCAGCUGAAGUGACGCGGGUCCAGUUCUUUUUUGAUACAUUUACAACAUGGGGGGCGAGCUUUUGGACGACGGUUUGCUACUUCCUCGUCUUCGCUGUCGGGGCGGUUUCCACUGGCUUGGUGUGGACGUGGUGUGUGAAACGGCAGGAGCGGGGGAAGAAGAAGGAGAAGCCGCCGGCGGCUCUGCCUACUGGUGGUUCCAAGCCCCACUCUACUACCGACGACGAGUACGAAAGCAUGCUGAGAACCGCGGGCGCCUUGACCAGCACUAAAGCCGAGUAUGUUAGUACGUCCACACGACCUUAGAAGCUGUGUUGGAAACCAGGCGGCUUCUUUUCGACGCAUUUGCCAUGUCCGCGCUAUCUUCGCGUUUCCGUGUACGAAGUACUUCAGUGAAAAAUGUAAAUGUAAGAUGAUUUAUUCCUAUGCGUACAAACCACAUCUGAGCUUGAGCACUUUACCCAAUGCCAAAAAAUCGCAAACUUUCGCAAGCUAGUACAAGAUUCAGUACCAACAUCAAUUAGAUUGCUUAAUUCGAGGAGCAGCAGAGGUCGUUCCUUCUCGAGGGCAAUUUGCGACUUGAAUAUCAAGUGGGGUACAGGGUGCCAACAUUGUUUGACUGUUGAACACGCCCACAAUUUUCGCUGGUAAUCUGUAAAGCUGACU
This is a messenger RNA of Amoebophrya sp. A120, 1561 nucleotides long. The record is from the annotation of a GenBank genome assembly. Lineage: Eukaryota; Dinophyceae; Syndiniales; Amoebophryaceae.